CGCGCUCCCUCACCCCUCCCAGAUGACGGAGGCGCGCGGCCGUAGACUUGUUGUGCCUCACUCAAGAUGGCAACUGGAGCAGAUCACGGCUUGAAAAAAAUUGUUUGGCAAAGAAUCAAGGACACCCUCAUUGCAGACUGCAGAAAGUCAGAAGUAUGGAAGAUCCUCAUUCUGGACCAGUUCACCACGCGCCUCCUCUCCUCCUGCUGCAAAAUGUCCGACCUCAUGUCGGAGGGCAUCACGAUUGUGGAGGACCUGCACAAAAACAGAGAGCCAGUUCUAGAGAUGAAGGCCAUCUAUUUCAUGAGAGCCACUGCUGAGUGUAUUGAUGCAUUUAUUAAUGACUUCAAACCGAAACCCAAAUACAAAGCUGCCUAUGUCUUCUUCACUGACUACUGUCCUGAUGAUCUCUUCGACAAGAUGAAGAAGAACUGUGCCAAGCACAUUAGAGUGUGUAAAGAGAUCAACAUCUCGUUUCUGCCGCUGGAAGCACAGGUGUUCAGCUGUGAUAACGCAGAGGCCUUCAAGAGCAUCUACUCUCCGAACAGUCAGGACCGAGAUCAGACGCUGGAGAUGAUAGCGGAUCAGAUCGUAACGCUCUGUGCCACGCUGGACGAGUAUCCUGGAGUCAGAUUCAAGAAAGAUCCGUGUCUUAAUUAUGGAAAGAAGUUGGCUGAACUUGUGGAUAAUAAACUGGCACGACAUUAUGAGUUGGAUGAUAAUUCAAAGAAAAAGGAUAAAACGCCGGCUCAGCUUCUGAUUGUGGAUCGAGCGCUGGACCCUGUUAGCCCUAUUCUUCAUGAGCUCACUUACCAGGCCAUGGCUUAUGACCUCAUACCAAUAAAGGACAACAUCUAUGAGUAUAAGUUAAAGGAUGGCUGUAAGAAAGAAGCUUUACUGAAUGAAGAGGAUGAAUUAUGGGUCAAGCUACGUCACAUGCACAUUGCUGAGGUCACUGGGCAAAUCCCCAAACUGGUGAAGGAAAUCUCUGCCAGCAGAGGUGACAGGAAACAGGCCGAUGAGAAGAUCUCAAUCGGAGGCCUAUCACAGCUCAUGAAGAAGAUGCCAGGCUUCCGCAAGCAGAUGACUCAGAAAACUGUCCACUUAAGUUUAGCUGAGGAUCUGAUGAAUCAUUACCAGAAGAAUGUGGAAAAACUCUGCAAAGCCGAACAGGAUCUGGCUGUGGGUGCAGAUGCUGAAGGACAGAAGGUCAAGGACCCCAUGAGGACGUUACUUCCUGUGCUGUUGCACCCACAUGACACCACUGAUAAGAUCCGGGCCGUUCUUCUCUACAUCUUCAGUCUGAACGGUACGACAGCAGAGAACCUGAAUAAACUGAUUCAGCAUGUGAAAAUUGAGGAUGAGAAAGGGUAUAUCCUGAACUGGGAACAUCUGGGAGUUCCCAUUCUAUCCACGCCGAGCAUGUUUUCUUUUCGUAAACAAUCUCGGAGAGACCGGUCAGAUGAGGAGACUUACAAAGUGUCUCGCUGGACACCAAUGAUUAAAGAUAUAAUGGAGGAUGUGGUGGAGAACAAGCUGGAGGUCAAGGACUGGCCGUAUCAGUCUGAAUGUCCGUCUGUGUGGAACGGCUCGCGUGCUGUAAGUGCGCGGCAGAAGCACAAGGGCAGUUCUCCGGAUGAUCUCAGGAGCGGCUCGCGGCUCAUCCUCUUUGUUCUGGGCGGGGUCACUUACUCAGAGAUGCGCUGUGCUUAUGAAGUCACGCAUGCUAAUAAAUCCUGUGAAGUCAUCAUUGGCUCGACGCACAUCCUGACUCCACGCAGUCUGCUGGAGGACAUUUAUAACCUGGGCAAACAACCCAUGGAAAGAUUUACCAUCGAGGAGGACAAACCCUGUCAUAGCUAAUCUCAGGACUGAAGGGAACCAAUCUCAACUGAUUUAUCACCUCAUACAGCAUUAUUUCUUAUGCACUUAAAAGAUUAUCACAUGAAAAUAACACACCAGUGGCUCUACAUGAAACAUUUUGAGGUCAUUUAAUUUCUAAAACUCAGUUGUACUCAAUUUACUCUAUACACACACACACACACACACACACACAUAUAUAUAUAUAUAUAAAUAAAACAUUAACUCUUCACAACUAGCUGAAACUUUGUUGAGGUAUUUAGGCUUCUUCUUUUUAUUGUGUUUUAUUGAGCUUUAUAAAAUACCUAAAGUUAAAACAUUAUAUAGUAGUAUGCAUCAUGAUUAAGGACUUGCUUGACACCCAGUUAGUUUAAUAACCCUUCAAUACAAAAGCUAAAAACAGAUCAGCUCGUGACCAGAGUCUUACAGACUGGUGCCUUUAUGAAUCAGU
Messenger RNA from Carassius carassius (crucian carp), 2311 nucleotides. RefSeq names its product syntaxin binding protein 3 (gene stxbp3). The record is from RefSeq and is a predicted model, not a curated record. The coding region runs from base 67 to 1863 and encodes 598 amino acids. The transcript has 19 exons. Gene Ontology annotation, cellular component: plasma membrane; secretory granule. Gene Ontology annotation, biological process: neurotransmitter secretion; vesicle-mediated transport; intracellular protein transport. Gene Ontology annotation, molecular function: syntaxin binding. NCBI's taxonomy places the organism in Eukaryota, Metazoa, Chordata, Actinopteri, Cypriniformes, Cyprinidae.